UUACCUUACUUUAUUUGUAUCUCGCGGCGGUCAGAAGAGAAGAAAAGUGUGAAGAGAGCGGCGAGCAAAAUCUAUCAAUGACGACUCGAAUCGCUCCAGGCGUUGGAGCGAAUCUACUCGGCCAGCACUCGGCCGAGAGAAAUCAAGAUGCUACUGCGUACGUCGGCAAUCUUGACGCUCAGGUUACAGAGGAGUUACUAUGGGAAUUGUUUGUCCAAGCUGGCCCCGUUGUUAAUGUUUAUGUUCCAAAAGAUAGGGUGACAAAUCUCCAUCAAGGAUAUGGCUUUGUGGAGUUUCGUAGUGAAGAAGAUGCUGAUUAUGCAAUCAAGACUCUGAACAUGAUCAAACUUUAUGGGAAGCCAAUACGCGUAAAUAAGGCUUCCCAAGACAAGAAGAGCUUGGAUGUUGGGGCAAACCUUUUUGUUGGAAAUCUUGAUCCAGAUGUGGAUGAAAAAUUACUGUAUGAUACUUUCAGUGCAUUUGGAGUCAUCGUGACAAAUCCUAAGAUAAUGAGAGAUCCUGAAACUGGGAAUUCUCGUGGUUUUGGUUUCAUCAGCUAUGAUUCUUUUGAAACAUCUGAUGCAGCUAUUGAGGCCAUGAACGGUCAAUAUCUAUGCAACCGUCAAAUAACAGUGUCGUAUGCAUACAAGAAAGACACGAAAGGGGAGCGUCACGGCACUCCAGCUGAGAGAGUCCUGGCUGCUAGCAAUCCUGGUGCUCAGAAGAAUAGGCCUCACACUUUGUUUGCAAGCGGACCGCCCACUCUUCCGAAUGGGCCGCAGGCCAAUGGUGCUAUGGGUGCAGCGAUGCCUCCUCGACCCUUUGCUAACGGCCCUGUUCCUCCUGGUCAAAUGCCACCUCUUCGCCCUGCGCCACCACCCCAAGGUGGGUCCUUCCCACCUCCUCCUAUGCAUAUGUCAGCCCCACCUUCAUGGCCUGGUCAGCCACAGCAGCAGGGCCAGUCAAUGGCACCACCGGUCAUGUCGUCACUGCCAGGUCAACAGUUCAGGCCUCAAGUGAGACCUCCGCCGCCGAACAUGCCACCACCUCCACAGGGGAUGAUGUUGAGGCCUCCACCGCCCCCUAUGGGGGUUGGUGCCCCACAGCCUAUGUGGCGUCCAGGCCCACCACCACCUCAGCAACUAGCUGGGAUGCCCCUCCCCCCACCACAGAUGUCCAUGCUGCCACCGCCGCCGCCACCAAAUGCUCCUCCUCCACCACCACCAGCUGCUUCUACUGCUUGAAAACAUCGAACCAUUUUGGAUAUGUAACUCUUGACAAAUUUUGCUAAUGCAAGAAAGUGGGUAGUUUCCUGACGUUUUUCAUUGGAUUUGUCCUUAAUCAGCGGGCGGUUAUUGUAAUGUCUGUGCACUGUGCUCUGAUAUUCUCAUAGAAAGAUUCAAAAGAUGUUACCA
Messenger RNA from Magnolia sinica, 1415 nucleotides. RefSeq lists its product as uncharacterized. Gene Ontology annotation, biological process: positive regulation of mRNA splicing, via spliceosome. Gene Ontology annotation, molecular function: RNA binding. Gene Ontology annotation, cellular component: U12-type spliceosomal complex; nucleolus. NCBI's taxonomy places the organism in Eukaryota, Viridiplantae, Streptophyta, Magnoliopsida, Magnoliales, Magnoliaceae. The record is from RefSeq and is a predicted model, not a curated record. The coding region runs from base 78 to 1244 and encodes 388 amino acids. The transcript has 9 exons.